AUGCGCCCCGCGCCGCUGCUCGGGCUCCUGCUCUGGGCGCCGCUGCUCUGGGCGCCGCCGGUGCGCGGCUUCCGCCACGGCGUCCACUGGAACGGCAGCAACCCCAGGUUCCUGCGGGACGACUACUCCAUCCAGGUGGCCAUCAAUGACUACCUGGACAUCUACUGCCCGCACUACGAGGGGGCGGUGCCCGCCGGCCGGGCAGAGACCUUCACGCUCUUCAUGGUGGACCGGGAGGGUUAUCGCGGCUGCUACGAGACCCCCGGCGCCUUCAAGCGCUGGGAGUGCAACCGGCCCCGGGCGCCCUUCGGGCCCGUCCGCUUCUCCGAGAAGAUCCAGCGUUUCACCCCCUUCUCACUCGGCUUCGAGUUCCAGCCGGGGGAGACCUACUACUACAUCUCCGUGCCCAGCCCCGAGAGCGCCGGGCGAUGCCUGAAGCUGCGCGUCACCGUCUGCUGCCGAGGCACCACGCCAGAGCCGGUGACAGAGGUGCCCAAUUCGCAGCCCCGAGGGCGCGGGGGCCCCGAGGAUGUGGUGCCUGCCCGGGGCACCGCGGUCCCAUCACAGUCCUGCAGCCCAUGCCUGGCGCUCGUGCUCCUGGCCCUGCUCUGGAUCUGA
Messenger RNA from Sturnus vulgaris (Common starling), 618 nucleotides. It is a transcript of the gene EFNA4, whose product is annotated as ephrin A4. NCBI's taxonomy places the organism in Eukaryota, Metazoa, Chordata, Aves, Passeriformes, Sturnidae. Gene Ontology annotation, molecular function: ephrin receptor binding. Gene Ontology annotation, cellular component: plasma membrane. Gene Ontology annotation, biological process: axon guidance; ephrin receptor signaling pathway. The record is from RefSeq and is a predicted model, not a curated record.